CCGCCGCCGCCGCCGCCGCCGCCACCGCUCGCCCGGCCGCCCCGCAGCCCCGCAGCCCCGCAGCCCCGCACCGCGCCGCUCGGGCCCCGGCAACCGCCGCGGCGCGGUAAGUUGGCAGGAGCGAGUCCCCUCCGUUCUCGACUCCCCCGCACCUUUUGAACUUGUUGCUGCUGCUCGGCUCGCCUGCGCCUGGCUUUUGGAAGGUGAAAAGGAGGAGGGAGGCACGGAGGAAUGGGGGAAGGGGGAGAAGAGCUCGCUUGAGCUUUAUUUAUGCUCCCUCGGCGCAUCGGAUUCGGCUGCUCGCGAGCUGCUUUCUCAGCUUUUCCCGUUCCGGGUGCACCGCGAGGAGAAAGUCUCCGCAACUCAGCUCCGGCGCGCACUUCGCCAGGUAUGUACCGCGGCCGAGGCGCGUUGUGCGCGGAAGCAGAUGUUACUGCCGCGGCGGCAGUGGCGGCUGCCAGCUCCCGGGCUCUGUAGCUGUCACACUGCACCUGAGCUGAACUUGACAAGAGAGUAAAGGGGAGAUUGGGCGAAUGCUUUUGGCAGACACGGCGGGUGCUCGUAGACGUGAGGGAGGAGGAUCUAUAUUAAUGCCCUCUAGCCGCGUCUAACGCACAGCACUUCCGUCUCUGCAAAUACGUCCCGAGGAGUAGAGGUGGCGACCGGACUCCCAAAGAGACGUGGGGCAGCGGCUGUGACCGAACCUCGGAAGCUACAACAACAGGUCUCCUUCUUGAGAUUCCUUUGGCGGGAAGGGCCACUUGAAAAGGGAAGGUUUGAAAGAGCUGAAAAGGAAGGUGGAAGGGUUCCCUAAUUCUUCAAAAGAAUACCACUGAGUGUCUGUCCUUCGUCUCCUCUAUCCUGCACGACACACACUCCAGACUGUGUUAAGGGAGAAAUCAAAGACACCUGUUUGAAGAAAUUGAGGCAUCGAAAGUCACCUGUGUACUUAUUUGUGCCGGGGCUAGCCUGGUCCGACUGCAGGAAGAGGUUUGAUUAGGUUUUGUUGGGUGUGAUUGUUAGGACGUUGUAUUUUCCCCCCGUUACUCCAAAUAUCUGUCUUUGAGGGAAACUUGCCCUCUGAGAACUGUGACUUCACCAGGAGCCCUACCUUGGAGUAAGGCUGAUACCUCUGGACCAGUAGUAUUUGUUUGACGGGAGGAAGUGGGUGAUUGUGGCUACUUUGAGUGACCCAUUGUAGAGACUUGAUUGCCCUUCUGGCCUGCACUUGAAGGAACCAUGGCUGCGGGGGUAGCAGCGUGGCUGCCCUUUGCAAGGGCAGCGGCCAUUGGGUGGAUGCCUGUGGCCUCGGGGCCCAUGCCAGCUCCCCCGAGGCAGGAGAGGAAAAGGACUCAGGAUGCUCUAAUUGUGCUGAAUGUGAGUGGCACUCGUUUCCAGACAUGGCAGGACACCCUGGAACGGUACCCAGACACUCUGCUGGGCAGUUCGGAGAGGGACUUUUUCUACCAUCCAGAGACUCAGCAGUAUUUUUUUGACCGUGACCCAGACAUCUUCCGCCACAUCCUGAAUUUCUACCGCACUGGGAAACUCCACUACCCUCGCCAUGAGUGCAUCUCCGCUUAUGAUGAAGAAUUAGCCUUCUUUGGCCUCAUCCCAGAAAUUAUUGGCGACUGCUGUUAUGAGGAGUACAAGGAUCGCCGGCGAGAGAACGCGGAGCGUCUUCAGGACGAUGUUGAUACCGACAACACCGGAGAGAGCGCGCUGCCCACUAUGACGGCUCGGCAGAGGGUCUGGCGGGCUUUUGAGAACCCUCACACCAGCACAAUGGCCCUGGUGUUCUACUAUGUUACCGGCUUCUUCAUUGCCGUCUCAGUCAUCGCUAAUGUGGUAGAAACAGUGCCCUGUGGGUCUAGCCCAGGUCACAUUAAAGAACUGCCCUGUGGGGAGCGGUACGCCGUGGCCUUCUUUUGCUUGGAUACAGCCUGUGUCAUGAUCUUCACAGUUGAGUACUUGCUUCGCCUGGCAGCAGCUCCUAGUCGUUACCGUUUUGUGCGUAGCGUCAUGAGUAUCAUCGAUGUGGUGGCCAUCCUGCCUUAUUACAUUGGGCUGGUGAUGACAGACAAUGAGGAUGUCAGUGGAGCCUUUGUCACACUCCGCGUCUUCCGGGUCUUCCGGAUCUUUAAGUUUUCCCGCCACUCUCAAGGCCUGCGCAUCCUGGGGUACACACUGAAGAGCUGUGCCUCUGAAUUGGGCUUCUUGCUCUUCUCGCUCACCAUGGCUAUCAUCAUCUUCGCUACGGUUAUGUUCUACGCAGAGAAGGGGUCUUCCGCUAGCAAGUUCACCAGCAUCCCUGCUGCCUUCUGGUACACCAUCGUCACCAUGACAACACUAGGGUAUGGUGACAUGGUACCAAAAACCAUAGCAGGGAAGAUUUUCGGAUCCAUCUGUUCGCUGAGCGGGGUCUUGGUCAUUGCUCUGCCUGUCCCAGUGAUUGUAUCCAACUUCAGUCGAAUCUACCACCAAAAUCAACGAGCAGACAAACGGAGAGCACAAAAGAAAGCCAGACUGGCCAGGAUCCGGGCAGCUAAAAGCGGAAGUGCAAACGCUUACAUGCAGAGCAAACGGAAUGGCUUACUCAGUAACCAACUGCAGUCCUCUGAGGAUGAGCAAGCCUUUGUUAGCAAAUCCGGCUCCAGCUUUGAAACCCAGCACCACCACCUGCUUCACUGCCUGGAAAAAACCACGAAUCACGAGUUUGUGGAUGAACAAGUCUUUGAAGAAAGCUGCAUGGAAGUUGCAACAGUUAAUCGUCCUUCAAGUCACAGUCCCUCUGUCUCUUCACAACAAGGCAUCACCAGCACUUGCUGUUCAAGACGACACAAAAAAACUUUCCGCAUUCCAAACGCCAACAUAUCAGGAAGCCACCGAGGCAGUGUGCAGGAACUCAGCACGAUUCAGAUUAGAUGUGUGGAGAGAACCCCGCUAUCUAACAGCCGAUCCAGUUUAAAUGCCAAAAUGGAAGAGUGUGUUAAACUAAACUGUGAACAACCUUAUGUGACUACAGCAAUAAUAAGCAUCCCAACACCUCCAGUAACCACCCCCGAAGGAGAUGACAGGCCAGAGUCUCCUGAGUACUCAGGAGGCAACAUUGUCAGAGUGUCUGCUCUCUAAGACAAUUGGAAUCAGGUCCAAGAGAAUUUGAGCCCUGGCUGUGGAAAGAAUCCCAACGUGGAAGAAAGAAGAAACAAUAAACGUUUCGCAGAUGAAAACGACAAAGCAAGGACGUUGGUAGUGAAACAAAGACAAAGUUUCCAAACUCGAAGAUGGAAAUAAAACCACCAAAAGGCAUUUCUAGAUGGAGUCUAACCUGUCAAACUGAGAAAUAGUCUGUGGCCCUUUGACUUUGUGAAUGAGCACAAUGAAAUGCCGCCUAUUGAUGCUUCUUAUGACCAGAACUCUUUUUUAAUAAAAUAAAUAAAAUAAAUCUUUGAACAUAAUGUUCCAGUUGAAUGCAAAACAAAAAAAUACGGAAAACAUUUUGAUAAAAAUUUUUCCUGUUAAAACCAUGAACAUUGGCUAUGAUGAAGAUUAUUAUUACACAUUAAAAAAAAAAAACCUCAUACAACACGUUUGUAUUGACUGAAGGAAACCAUCAUAAUGCAUGCUAGAAUUCUUUGGAGCCGUGAUCUCAGUUUCCUUACGUUGUCUUCAGAAUCGGCAUGAUAAACUAUACUUGUAGAAAGAGGGAAUUUCUGUGUACUUACAACAAGCUGAUCGUUCAUGUUCCAUGGUGGGCUGUGCAAAUAAACUCCUUUUAGAACUGCAGUAUUUCUCAUGGGGAUGCUCACUAGUAAAUCUAAAGUGUUCAGAUAGUUCAGUGUUAAUUAUUGUUUUACCUUGCACCUAGAUACUGUUACAACUGCAAUAAUUCAUUGUACACCUGUUGUAUCAGGAAUCAGGAUUUUCUGUUGUUGUGUUUCCAGAUCUUCUUAGAUACAGUAAGAGCCACAUUCCAUAGAAAAACUUCUCGUGUCGCCAGGUUUUAGAUAACUUUUUAAUCCAAAACCCUUGUGCCGUAAAUGUUUUUCUGUAAUAUUCUUUGGUCCACUGUAUUCCUGUGACAGUGCAUUAUUUGUUCCUGUAUUUCUAUAGCACCUUUCUAUUGGACUUAUCAUCAUCAGCUGGACUAAUGUUUUGUAGUUCAAAGGACUUUCCUACUUUUGUAUUCUCCAACAAGUUAUCUUAUAAGUAGAUUAUCAUCAUCGUCAAUCCCCUUGUCAAAAAUCAGGAAAAAAAGGAGUUGACAUCUGUGAAUUAUCUCUAACCUUUUUGCUGUUAUGGAAAAGCCCAGAUACUGGAUGUAUCAUUGUCUGUUUCAUGAAAAGAAUUGGCUGGGAUUAGCAUCACAGGAUCAGUGAUCCCAGGAUCUCACUUGAUGUAUUAUUUAUUUUGCUUUAGAUCUCGAAUACAUUUUGAGAAUAACUAGCGUGAAUUGAAAUGCAGAGAUAAACUGGAGUGCUUUAUGCAGCAAUAUUUGUUGAAAGCAUGCUUUCUACGCCACUGGGGAAGGCAGCACAGAUUUGUCUCAGAAAGGUUCCUGCAUAUUGCAAGGAGCAAUUUUCUCCUCUAAAUCAGGAGGACAGGAGUUUGAUGAUGCAAAAUUGAGCUCUAUGUACAUUUAACUGAAAAGUCUUGGUAUCUUUUCACCUUUAAAAUAUAUCAGCAGACAUGUCUGCACGUGACAGUGUAAAAAAGUUUUAUGUCCAGUGAAAAGUUUUGUUCAUUCCAAACCACCACUGUAAGGAAUAAGUUUAGCUUCAAUACAUGGAAAGAGUUAAUAAUUAUCCCUCUACUAUAGAGAUUUUAAAAUGCUUAUCAUAAUUUAUCAUAAAGAGGAAAUAAUCCAACCAUUUUCAAGUAAAGCCAGAAAUUCUUGCUUCCCCUUUCUAGACUAGCUUCCAGAACAAUGCUGUGCGCACAGUAGAUUCAUAAACACUUGCUGAGUGAAAGUCAGAUAAACUCUACUAUCUCACGGGAAGAACUGGCUUUAUUCCUAGUAUGUCUUUUUAAAAGUUACUAAUCUUCCUGAAGCGUGAAUAUUAAUAAUUAUAUUAACACCUGCCUCAUGUCACUUUAUGCUUCUAGAGCAAAUAUAUAGUGAAACUUCUUUGAUGGUAUUUGUUGAAAAGCUUUUUAAAAAGUAGGCUAAAGAAAACUCAAUCAGGAAUACUUAGGUCUUUUGAUUCCCAAGGAAAAGUUCUAUUUUCAUGUUCUUAAUAUUACAUUUAAAAAUGCAGUUAGAUUAUUUCUGUUGCAAUUCUGCCUCCUUUUCAACUUAUCAUUUAUCCAAAACUAUUACUUUCUUUAGACUUUCAGAAAAGAAAAAAAUUUUUUGGUGUUUUAGGUGAUUUAAAAAUAUACUGUGUUGGUGGUGAAUGACUAUUGAUGACUGUGUUAAGUGCAUCUGUAUUGUAAGUGAAAUGUAAUUAUUUCUGUGUGCCAUAUGGAGUAACCAAGGUCAUUGUUUUUGACAAUUUUGUUUGAAAUUCGUAUAUCUUAUUUCAAAGGAUAGCAUAAUAUCUGCAUUAUGCUGGAAAAAAUAGACCUUUGGAAAAUACUUAAAUAAAACAUGUGCAUGCUUGAACAGGA
Messenger RNA from Orcinus orca (killer whale), 5610 nucleotides. RefSeq names its product potassium voltage-gated channel subfamily D member 2 (gene KCND2). The record is from RefSeq and is a predicted model, not a curated record. Gene Ontology annotation, molecular function: protein binding; voltage-gated monoatomic ion channel activity involved in regulation of postsynaptic membrane potential; A-type (transient outward) potassium channel activity. Bases 1240 to 3132 code for a protein of 630 amino acids. Gene Ontology annotation, cellular component: voltage-gated potassium channel complex; membrane. The transcript is spliced from 6 exons. Gene Ontology annotation, biological process: potassium ion transmembrane transport; protein homooligomerization. Lineage: Eukaryota; Metazoa; Chordata; Mammalia; Artiodactyla; Delphinidae.